Scylla paramamosain (green mud crab) is the source of this 946-nucleotide messenger RNA. It is a transcript of the gene MagR, whose product is annotated as iron-sulfur cluster assembly 1 homolog, mitochondrial-like. The record is from RefSeq and is a predicted model, not a curated record. Bases 82 to 468 code for a protein of 128 amino acids. Gene Ontology annotation, molecular function: 2 iron, 2 sulfur cluster binding. NCBI's taxonomy places the organism in Eukaryota, Metazoa, Arthropoda, Malacostraca, Decapoda, Portunidae. The transcript has 4 exons. Gene Ontology annotation, cellular component: cytoplasm; mitochondrion. Gene Ontology annotation, biological process: iron-sulfur cluster assembly.
AUAUUCGUGCAGUGAUGGGAUUAGACCGUUAGAGACCCGAGCUACCUACCCGCUGGGUGUCUUCGGAGUCUUGUGUAAGUGAUGGCAAGUGUGGCUGCAGCGACUGUCAGGGCCGCUAAGGGCAGGCGCCUCAUCCCUACCAGAGCUGCCCUUGUCCUAACCCAGAAUGCUGUUGUGAAAGUAAAGGAACUUCUUGCCAGGAAUCCUGAAGCUAUUGGCCUGAAGGUUGGUGUGCGUCAGCGGGGAUGCAAUGGGCUGAGUUACACUCUUAAUUAUGCAACAGAGAAGGGAAAGUUUGAUGAGGAGGUGGUACAGGAUGGGGUGAAAGUCAUUAUUGAUAAGAAGGCACAGCUAACCCUCCUGGGCACCGAGAUGGACUAUGUCACUGACAAACUUUCCUCUGAGUUUGUGUUCAACAACCCAAACAUCAAGGGGACGUGUGGCUGUGGUGAGAGCUUCUCUAUAUAGCAACUAAGUUAGUUGACAUUAAAUUUUGUGGAAGAAUUGUAGGAUUAGUAUGUGAUAUGAAGUUUCAAAGCAUUAUUUAUUUUCACUAUAUAACUUCAUCACUGAAAUGGAGGUAGUGUUUGUCCAGUAUCAAGGGUUGUGUCUACCUAACAUGGCAUUUGUACUGUUCUAAGGUACAUGAAUGGUUUUGCUGACCCCUUUCCCUGUUGUGUGCUAUUCAGGUUACAUACUCAGUUAUUAUCUAACAGUUACCAUGUUGGUGUACUCAUAGUUUCCACCAACUCAUAGUUCACAGUACUGUAUAGGAUUUACACUGCAAAACAAGAUUAAGGAAUGGUGACCAUGUUGACAGAUUUGGAGUUGGGAUGAUGUAGAACCUGCCAUCUGUCUGAACUGCUACUUAGCUGGUCUUUUGUGUACAUCUCUGUGAUCAGUGGGACCUCCAUGUUAAAAUAAAAGUCCAGCAUUUCCUCAAAAA